This is a messenger RNA of Zingiber officinale, 1096 nucleotides long. RefSeq names its product probable aquaporin PIP2-6. Gene Ontology annotation, molecular function: water channel activity. Gene Ontology annotation, cellular component: plasma membrane. The record is from RefSeq and is a predicted model, not a curated record. The transcript has 4 exons. Bases 70 to 918 code for a protein of 282 amino acids. NCBI's taxonomy places the organism in Eukaryota, Viridiplantae, Streptophyta, Magnoliopsida, Zingiberales, Zingiberaceae. Gene Ontology annotation, biological process: transmembrane transport.
CUCGGCCUUUUCCAACUGCAAGCUAAAGCGGCCCUUUGCCACCGCCGGCGAGAGCUUAGAGAUUCCGAGAUGUCGAAAGAGGUGGCGAUGGAGGGGGAGCACCGGCCGGCGAAGGACUACCACGACCCGCCUCCUGCGCCUCUGUUUGAUUUUGGGGAGCUCAAGCUGUGGUCCUUCUACAGGGCGCUCAUCGCCGAGUUCGUCGCUACCCUGCUCUUCCUCUACGUCACCGUGGCCACCGACAUCGGGUACAACGUCCAGUCCCAGGGACAACAGUGUGGCGGCGUCGGCAUCCUGGGCAUCGCUUGGGCCUUCGGGGGCAUGAUUUUCAUACUCGUCUACUGCACCGCCGGCAUCUCAGGUGGGCACAUCAAUCCGGCGGUGACGCUCGGGCUGUUCCUGGCGCGGAAGGUGUCGCUGGUGCGCGCGGUGCUUUACAUGGUGGCGCAGUGCCUGGGCGCUAUCUGCGGCGUAGGGAUCGUGAAGGGCAUCAUGAAGCAUCCGUUCAACCAGUUCGGCGGCGGCGCGAACGCCGUGGCCGUCGGCUACUCGAAGGGCACAGCGCUCGGCGCCGAGAUCAUCGGCACCUUCGUCCUCGUCUACACCGUCUUCUCCGCCACCGACCCCAAGCGCAGCGCCCGCGAUUCCCACGUCCCGGUGCUGGCUCCCCUGCCCAUUGGGUUCGCCGUGUUCAUGGUGCAUCUGGCGACGAUCCCCAUCACCGGCACCGGCAUCAACCCCGCGAGGAGUUUCGGAGCGGCGGUCAUCUACAACCAGAGCAAGCCAUGGCAUGAUCACUGGAUCUUCUGGGUCGGUCCUUUCAUCGGAGCUCUGGCGGCGGCCGUGUACCACCAGUUCGUGUUGAGGGCGACGGCAAUCAAGGCCUUGGGAUCCUUCCGGAGCACCCGCAGCAUCUGAAGAAACUACCUGGAGCAUCUCCUUUGAUUUAUAAUUCAGUGGGCUAGGAUUGAUCGAAACCUGCUCGAACUAUCUCUAUCACUCGUGCCUCUGCCUUUUCUCGUGUACUUUUUGUUGCUACUCCGAUCGAUGUUCAAUGGACUCUUUAAUUAAUUAAUCUCGUUGGAUCGAUACAAAA